UUCCAGAAGACCCGGAUAGCGCCUCCCGGCCACGCUGAACCGGCUCUGGGCUUUCCGGACGCCGGGUUCCCUCAUUUUCUUCUGUUGGGUCAGCUAUGGCGGCCGUGAAGACCCUGAAUCCCAAGGCUGAGGUGGCCCGAGCCCAGGCGGCGUUGGCGGUCAACAUCAGCGCGGCCCGGGGGCUGCAGGACGUGCUGAGGACCAACUUGGGGCCUAAGGGCACCAUGAAGAUGCUUGUUUCUGGUGCUGGAGACAUCAAGCUCACUAAAGAUGGAAAUGUGCUGCUUCAUGAAAUGCAAAUUCAACACCCAACGGCCUCCUUAAUAGCCAAAGUAGCAACAGCCCAGGAUGACAUAACUGGUGAUGGUACCACUUCCAAUGUCCUAAUUAUUGGAGAGCUCCUGAAGCAGGCGGAUCUCUACAUUUCUGAAGGUCUUCAUCCCAGAAUAAUUACAGAAGGAUUUGAAGCUGCAAAGGAAAAGGCACUUCAGUUUUUGGAACAAGUCAAAGUAAGCAAAGAGAUGGACAGGGAAACACUUAUAGAUGUGGCCAGAACAUCUCUACGUACUAAAGUUCAUGCUGAACUUGCUGAUGUCUUAACAGAGGCUGUAGUGGACUCCAUUUUAGCCAUUAAAAAACAAGAUGAACCUAUUGACCUCUUCAUGGUUGAGAUCAUGGAGAUGAAACAUAAAUCUGAAACCGAUACAAGCUUGAUCAGAGGUCUUGUUUUGGACCAUGGGGCACGGCAUCCUGAUAUGAAAAAGAGAGUAGAAGAUGUGUACAUCCUCACAUGCAAUGUGUCAUUAGAAUAUGAAAAAACAGAAGUGAAUUCUGGCUUUUUUUACAAGAGUGCAGAGGAGAGAGAGAAACUAGUGAAAGCUGAAAGAAAAUUCAUUGAAGACAGAGUUAAAAAAAUAAUAGACCUGAAAAAGAAAGUCUGUGGUGAUUCAGAUAAAGGAUUUGUUGUUAUUAAUCAAAAGGGAAUUGACCCCUUUUCCUUAGAUGCUCUUGCAAAAGAAGGCAUAGUAGCUCUGCGCAGAGCUAAAAGGAGAAAUAUGGAAAGGCUGACUCUUGCUUGUGGUGGGGUAGCCCUAAAUUCUCUUGAUGACCUAAAUCCUGACUGUUUGGGACAUGCAGGACUUGUCUAUGAAUAUACAUUGGGAGAAGAGAAGUUCACCUUUAUUGAGAACUGUAACAAUCCUCGCUCGGUCACAUUAUUGAUCAAAGGACCAAAUAAGCACACACUCACUCAAAUCAAAGAUGCAAUAAGAGAUGGCUUGAGGGCUGUUAAAAAUGCUAUUGAUGAUGGCUGUGUAGUUCCAGGUGCUGGUGCAGUGGAAGUGGCAAUGGCAGAAGCCCUGAUGAAAUAUAAGCCCAGUGUAAAGGGCAGGGCCCAGCUUGGAGUUCAAGCAUUUGCUGAUGCAUUGCUCAUUAUUCCCAAGGUUCUUGCUCAGAACUCUGGUUUUGACCUUCAGGAAACACUAGUUAAAGUUAAAGCAGAGCAUUCAGAAUCAGGUCAACUUGUGGGUGUAGACUUGAACACAGGUGAGCCAAUGGUAGCAGCAGAAGUAGGCGUAUGGGAUAACUAUUGUGUAAAGAAACAGCUGCUUCAUUCCUGCACUGUGAUUGCCACCAACAUUCUCCUGGUUGAUGAGAUCAUGAGAGCUGGAAUGUCUUCUCUCAAAGGUUGAAUUGAAGCUUCCCUUGUAUCAUCUGAAUCAUGAAGAUUCUACAGAGUGAUCCUAAGAAUAUAGCUAUGGAAUUUUUGUCCGAGCUUCAAAUGAUUUUCAAAGGAUUUUCUUUUCCCAUAUAAAAAAAGGAGAGAACACUGGCAUCUGUUCAGAUUCUGAAGUUCUGAAAUUAAAAUUACAAUAUUUUUUAAAUUGCACUGUAGUGUACACAUACAGGCCAUACUUACGAAUAAACAGGAUGUUUUGCUUUAGCGUCAGUGAUAAAAAUACAUGUUAGAUAAGUGUAUAUUAUCUACUGUAUUAAAUAUUCCUUGAAAAACAUUUUAAUGGUUUAAUAAUUCUUCUAAUGUAUUUUAUCUCCAAUAGUUCCCCAUCAUUAAGCAUUUAAGUUUUCAAUUUUUAUGCUAGUUAU
Kogia breviceps (pygmy sperm whale) is the source of this 2103-nucleotide messenger RNA. It is a transcript of the gene CCT6A, whose product is annotated as chaperonin containing TCP1 subunit 6A. Gene Ontology annotation, biological process: protein folding. Gene Ontology annotation, molecular function: ATP binding; ATP hydrolysis activity; ATP-dependent protein folding chaperone. The record is from RefSeq and is a predicted model, not a curated record. Gene Ontology annotation, cellular component: chaperonin-containing T-complex. NCBI's taxonomy places the organism in Eukaryota, Metazoa, Chordata, Mammalia, Artiodactyla, Physeteridae.